CCUAUUGAAUAUUUCUUACGAGCUGCACAAUGGCAAAGAGCAGUCUCACCAAGGUUAGGUGUUCCACCAGCUCCUGACAAAAAUAGCAUUUGGUCAAGUCCUUAUAUAAGAUAUGGUCUCCCACUAGGUUUGCUAGCUACAGCAGGAGCAGUUAUGAUGUUGAAAAGAAAUAAAGCAAAUGUUGUAAAUAAUACUGAAGUAGCUGAAGUUAAACAAACUCCAACACCUUCGCCAAAACCAACGCCUUCACAAGCAAAACCUUCAAUGACUCCUGAACCUAUGGAAGUACAAACUCCUGUUCAAAAGUCAACUCCUAAACCGACUCCAACAUUUAAACCAGAACCUACUCCUCAAAUAAAUCGUAAAACUCCUGCGUUUCCUUACUGA
Molecule: messenger RNA, 387 nt
Organism: Trichomonas vaginalis G3
Lineage: Eukaryota; Parabasalia; Trichomonadida; Trichomonadidae
Product: kinase C-related family
Exons: 1
Source: RefSeq, a predicted model, not a curated record